Camarhynchus parvulus is the source of this 4347-nucleotide messenger RNA. It is a transcript of the gene RGS5, whose product is annotated as regulator of G protein signaling 5. The transcript has 5 exons. Lineage: Eukaryota; Metazoa; Chordata; Aves; Passeriformes; Thraupidae. The coding region runs from base 90 to 635 and encodes 181 amino acids. The record is from RefSeq and is a predicted model, not a curated record.
GGCAGCCGGGCUGCAGACGGAGCCUCUGCUGCCCGCUUUGGCCAUCACUCACACCCUUCUCACGGCCGAGGGAACUACAGCCUGCCAAGAUGUGCAAAGGGUUAGCAGCGCUGCCCCACACGUGCCUGGAGAGGGCCAAGGAGAUCAAGACGAAGCUGGGCACACUGCUCCAGAAGCCUGACUCAACCAUUGACUUCAUCAUCCCCUACCCCGAGAAGCCAGAGAAGCCACCCAAGGCCCAGAAGCCCUCUCCAGAGGAGGCUCUGCAGUGGCGUGAUUCCUUGGAGAAGCUCCUGCAAAACCCCUAUGGGCUCGCCAGCUUCCGCAGCUUCCUGCGCUCCGAGUUCAGCGAGGAGAACGCCGAGUUCUGGGUGGCCUGCGAGGACUACAAGAAAACCAAGUCCCCUGUGAAGAUGGCAGAGAAGGCCAAAAAGAUCUAUGAGGAGUUCAUCCAGACUGAGGCACCCAAAGAGGUGAACAUCGACCACUUCACCAAGGCUGUGACCAUGAAGAACCUGGUGGAGCCAUCACCAACCAGCUUUGACAUGGCCCAGAAGAGGAUCUUUGCCCUGAUGGAAAAAGACUCCCUGCCCAGAUUUGUGCGGUCGGAGUUUUAUCAUGAGUUAAUCAAGUAGCAAUGCAGCAGGGCUGUGCAAGGCAUCCCUGCUGCUUCUGUCUAAACACCCGCCCCUUCUCCUGCAGCUGCUUUGCUUUCUCGAUACCACCUAGAGCACUCAGAGGUGUUGCUAAGCUCCUCCCCCCAUGCUUUGGACUGUCUGAUGUCCUGGUGUUUCCUCUCUUACUAUCUCUUUCCUCUCCCACAAAAUACCAAUUUGCAGAAACUCCCUGGAGUUGGGACCCAGCAGGCUGAGGGAGCAGCCCCAGCUCUGCAGUGACCAGGAGCCAUGUGGCCAGCUGACACAUCCCUGGUGCUGCGGAGCUUGGCAUUACCUGGAGGCUCUGAGGUGCUGAUUUUGCCUUCUUAGGGCUCCUUAGAAUAUGACAAUUUUUCUCACAGUGUUGCCCAUAUUGCCGGUUUGGCCCAGGCUCGCUCCCUUCUCCCACCUUCCCCGGCUGCUGCUGAGACUGCACAGGUACUCUGCAGGUGCUUCCCUCCCUGGCCAAGGUGAUGUGAGACACAUGCACUGCCCGAUUUGCAUCACCUUCCUUCCGAAAGCAGCCAGUCGGCUGUGACACAGGCACAGUGACAGCUGGCCAGGGACGGGGGCACGACAGGGACACCAGUGACCCUGACACGUACAGCAAGGAUGGCACUGUGACAAGGAGGGCAGGGACCGCUGUACGGCAGAAGCAGGUGCUGCAGGGUAUGCCUGGCUGGCACCAGGGGUGAGCAGAGCGAGCCUGUGGCACCUCUUCCCCAGCAGCUCCACUCGGAGUCAGCCUGUUUGCUUCCCUCUAAGUACAAAAACAAGAGGAUAAAAUGAGACCCGUUGGUCCAAAACACUGGGACUGCUUAGCAACCCAGAACUCCAGCUCACUCCAACCUUUGCACAGCACCCUGAGCUGCCAGGGCACAUCCUGCGCCACAUGCCAGUGCACAGCCCUCGUGGUGUGCUGGGAUGCAGCUCUGGGGGCUGCCACGGGGCUCUCUUGUUUCAGUUGCUUCUCUCUGCGGUAAGCGUGCUAAAGCAAUGCUCCUGCACAAACCCAGCAUCACACAGGAGGAAGGGAAGACAUGCUGGGGAAAAAGAAAUCUGAAAUUCCAGCUGUUUAGUUUCAAUUCAAAAAAUCCAAACCAAACGCAAACCCAUCAUUGGAAACAUGAAAAAGAAUCCCCUGGCUUCUAGAACAGAAUGUAGACCCUGCUGAGUUUGUGUAGCCUGCAUCUCUCUCUGCUGUCUCCUCCUAUCUACCCAGGCCAUGUGUUUCCAUAGGCUGUCUCUAAAAAGGACUAGCUACUUUCUAAUGAUUCAAAGCCAGGCCUCUGCUAAGAGAAUAAAUCAUACCUGAGGAUGGGGCAAGGGCACACAUGAAAAGCAGCCCACAGGGUCUCAUUUCAGCCUUGAGGGAAAUGUGACAAACCCCUGCUCCACAGGGCCCAGAUGGUUCGUCCCUGAGUUAGUUUCCUGAUGCAUCAUCCACAGGGUCAUGGCUUGCAAAGAGCUGCUUCAACCAGCAGCCUGACAGGUGCCAGCAAAACAUCCGUGGCCCUGCUGCCCACGGGCUUUUGGGGCUGCUCUGCCUCACUGCAAGUCAUGGGACUCUAUGCAAAAUGCAGUAACAUAAACAAUGGAUCUGCCAGCCCCUUCAAGAGUUUCAAAAUCUGAUCAAAACCCCGCCAGUCUCAAAUAUUUACACGUUGUCACUAUGGCAAUGAAGAAAAAUACAUCCCAAGCAGCAGGAAAUGGGCUGUGUUUUCCAGGCAGGAGUGGGGAGGCAGGGGAAGGAUGGAGGCAGUCCCAAAUGUGACUCUUUUUUUAAGCUCUGGAGCAAAAGGCCUGGGAAAGUCGGUGCUGGAGCAGCAGGGUCGAUGCUUACAGGCAUUCCCCUGGGGUGAAUGCAGAGGGUGGCUUGGGUGACCUAGAGAGCCCAAGGGAGCCCAUGAGCAGCAGGAGGGCCCCAUCAAAAGGGCACAGGAACCCUCCAGCAGUGUCCAUCGUUCAGGUGGGCAACAAGGGGGAGGCAGAAGCAGGGCUAGGUGCGGGACGGGGGGCUUGGCAGCCCCUCUGCUGCAGGGUGCUCCCCCCACCUCUGCCUGCACAUGCUCCCUGCACUCUCCCAAAGUCUCCAUGAACUGGUGUCAGUUCAAGUGGGUUCAGCAUGUUCAAGCUCCUCAUUUACAGCAUGACUCAGAAAAGCAAAACAGAACAGACUUCCCUGCAGGAAGACCUGGAUCUUUCAUUUCUGCUUAAUCCUUUGGCAGCUAUUUCCAGAUUCCCUCACAUGUUUCACAGUUAAAUGCCACCACCACCACUGCCAUAAAGUGGGGAAGCUGCUGGAGGCUCUUGCUAUGCACCAUCAAAUCCUGGGACGUCACUGCUGCAGCAAUGACACAUGGGGCAGGGAGAAGGUGUCUGGGUAUGUAUGUGCUGAAAAGAAAGGCACAGGCUGGAUUCAGGAGAAAUGCCACAGCUCUGUUAGCAACCCCUCCCUGGCUCAAUUUCGGUUAAAAUGUUGGAAGUCUACUUUGGGGGCUGCCCGUGAUCUACUGGGUGGCCAGAAAAUGUGGCCACUGAAGCGUUUUGGAGCUCUAGGGAAGUUGUGUUUGUGUAGAAGGGCCAUUUGGCUAAUUACCCCAGCAGGCUUGCCCAGAAAGGUGACAACACCUGUACCAGCCCCAUGGCCCAGCUUUCCAUCAGCCCAGAGGUAUUUGCUAUUGGGCUGAUGCCAACCAUCAUAUUUCAGGUAGGAGAUACUUCAUGUAUUUUAUCACUCUAGCUCUUGUGAAAUUUGGCAUAUAUAGCAGUAUAUAAACACAACAUGUACAUCUGUAUUCCUGUAUUCAUAUAUACACGUACACACACAUAUAUACUUGUAACAUGGGUAUCUUGACCCCCUGAGAGUCAGAGAGCCAAAAAGCAGAGUUUCCACACCAAAAAGAUGUGGUGCUUGGGGUCCAUUACAGAGAGGAGUGUGUGUGGGUUUUGCAUUGUUCUAGACCCUCUUGAGGGGAACCUUGGCCAUCCAGCUGAGAGAACACAAAGGUGCAUCCUUCAGGAUCACCCUGUGCCCGUGGCCUCUGUGUGCCAUCCUGGCACCUGGGCUGGUGCAGGAGGCAGGUCUCGUGCCCCUCCAGGGACCCCUAUCUCUGCCGUGGGGCAAGGCAGCCCCACGCUGCAGCCAGGGGCAUGGGGCACCAGGCACUGCCUCCAUGCCACCCUGGCACCCACUCCCUGCCACAGGCACAUGUGGAAACUGGCUCCCUGCAGCUGCAUACCCCAGAGGGACACCAGAGGAUGGUUCGAUGUGUGUUUUAUGGUGACUUCAGCAACCUGGAGCCUCGCAUCUCGUCAGUCACAGGGAGAACCACACAGCCCUUGCCCUGUGUGCUGAGGCUGGGCACCACCAGGGCUGCCCAGCCCCAGACUUGGGCACUGCCAAAGCCCAGUGGCUGAAAGUGUCCCAGAGCUCAUCCAGGCUCCCCUCAGGCCUUGGUCGCUCCCUGGAGGGUGCUGCAUGCUCUGGCCAAGGGCUGGAGCAAAGGCAGGAGGGCGCAUCAACUCCUCCCACCCACGAGCUGCAGGUUUUCAGUCUGGAGUUCUCCAUGGGAUAGUCAUGUGGGGAAGAUGUGAGGAGCUGGCGUGCACUGAGGAGUUGUGUUCACCCAUAUUCAUGUACCACUCAGUAAUCCACACAUAAACAUGUAUUUCUGCUACUGUCUCAAUA